GUAUUAUCCUGGGAGGGACAUGAUUUCGAAUCUUUGUCAGGCUUCGACCAAGACUGACAAGGUUCGGCAGCAGCUCCUGCAGCCGCGCCAGUGCCGUGGGUGCCGCGGCGACUGGACGCGGUACAACACUCUCUCCCUCCAGCAGCAGUGUUGUCCCCGCCAGACGUACGACUCGGGUGCCAAGGCCGCUCACUUCCUAUAUUCUUGAACUUUUUUUCAUAGCCUUCCGGAAUCCCACUCAUCAAACCCAACGGGGCACCUCUUAUCAAGAAACAAGUAAAAUAUACUCUCUAAAGUGAGAUCUUGUGGGUUCAGGUCGAUGCUGAUGGUGUGAGAGAGGAAGAGAGCGGCGAGGGGAGGAGAGCGGGAGGGUGUGGGGCUGCAGGAGGCGGGUGCCGGGUGGAGGACUAGAGGUUCGGAGAUGCGUGUCGUUGUGGCGGUGGUGGUGACAGCACGCUCGGGGUCUGCUCUCCCCCGCCCUGGUUCGCGGUAAGUUACACUCCACCUUGCUCCCGCGCAGACACACACACACACCAGGUAGCCGUGUGUAUCGUGCUCUGAAAACAGUGUCGCGUGUGUUAGCGGGGAGUGGCGAGCGAGGGCGGCCUCCGGGAGGGGUUAUUUGUGAGAAAAGCAUGAUGUUAUGACGGCAAGGUCCACGGCCCACACCAACAACGGAGAGCACAACAGCACACACGAAUGCAAACUGUGAUAACAUUCAGCCAAAGGGAAAGAGGACUGUGAGGAGUGGACGAAGCUCGGGAGACGCCAGUGUCGGGGCGGCUCUCUGCAAGCCAAGAGUGACGAACACAAAAUCAGUGCGUGAAGGUGAUGCUGCAGGGCGGUCGGCGGUGCAGCAGUGCCAGAGGGAGGCCUGAGAGGAGCCGAUAACACGGGCCCACCCAUUCACGCCCCUGCAGCCAGCACUACGCGGUCUGCAGCUAAUGAGUGAGGCGAAACUGGCUGGCUGUUUCCCUCCAUAAGUGACGUGUGACUGGUCACAGACAGGGCGAGAACAGCCCAGCCCAGUGCCCCAAGCUGGCCCGCGUGUCAGCCCCGUGUGGACGAUAUAUGUUCCUUGAGUGAUUCACAUUGAGUGUUACCCAACGGAGUGAAGCCAUUAGUGUGAAAUCUUGCCACAGAAAGGAAGCCUUGUGGGUGGUGAAGGUGCCAGUCGAUGACAGAUGAUGCUGCAGUUGUCCGAGGCAGCCGUCACCGCCGCGCCGCACUGGAGGAGAUAGUCCACCGUCCAUGAGAGUGUGGAGGCCGCGCACGGCGGUACCUGGGCGGCGGGAGCUGAGACGGGCGGCCGCUGCUCAUGACGCACCAGCCCAGCACUCCCUCGGCCCCUCACGCGCCCCCGCGGCCUUUAUAUGUUGUUACGGACGGUAGGCCGGUGCACGAGAGGGCGCCCGAGCGCGGUGUAGUGGACACCGGCCGGUAGUGUAUAGCGAGUGUAGUGAUGACGACCCUCUGUAGCACCCCAGAGUCUCUGCCCUCCCCCAGGGCGGCCGACGCGGCCCCGGGGUUCACACCCCAUGCUGACCCUGAGCCAAGACCCUUCGACAACCCUCCCUUCCCUUCCGAGACCACCUCCGCCUCGUACGCCAAGAAUGACAGUGACUACGAAGUGCCCUUCUUCACCGUGGCGCACUACCGCACCCCGACGGCGCCUACCACUUACGAGUACGCGGCCCCCCACGCCUUCCCCGAGGGCGCGGGCGAGGCCCUCUACAACGGAGGCUGUGACCCCUCCCUCAUGUCCCCUGUGGAGUUAGCCUUCGGCACCAACAUGACGGACUCCGGUCGGUGGUGGCGACCCGACUCCUCCCACGACAACAUCUCCGGCCAUACCCCAGCCCGCUCCCCCGUGGGCUCCUCCGCCCUGCCACUGGGCCACCCGCCUCGCCCUGAGCCCGACUGCACUCCGCCGCCGCACCCUCCGGGCACUUUCAUUCGCCGCGUGUAUGGCUCCCACGACCGCACACCCGUGGGCUGUCUGCACGCCGCCGCCGGGACGACUACGCGCGGCCACAAGCCGCCGCCCCUCAAGUCACCUCACGCUGAAAAACUUGACCGAAACGCCGCACGGAGCGGCCGCACCCACGACGACAUGCCCGUCAGGGGCAGCGUGGAGUUCGUCCUUGACAUGCCGGUGCGAACCCCAAGCAGGAGCAGGAGCGGGUCUCGGCGGGGAGCCACGACCCCCAGCAAGCGGACCACGCCCACCACGCCUGGCGCACCAGAUGACGAGACGGCCUCGGCCGGCAAGGUGGGAGGCGAGGAGGCCAGAGGUGGUGCACAGCAGGACGGUGGCAGUGGGCGCCAGGAAAGAGUGAAGGCGGGCACUGCCGCCAAGGAGGGCCACUCGGCGGUGGACGGGGGCGGCAUGGAUACCAGCGGGGUGUACGAGGACGCCGGGGUGAGUGACGCAGCAGACAGACUCGAGUCUGCCAUCCAGUCCAGCUCGUCCUCGGAGGUGGUGGCCACUCCCAGGACGCCCCGCACCCCACGCACCCCCAGGAGCAAGUCCAGGGAGCCGUCCUUCUGCCUGGAGCUGGAGGACGACGAGUACCCCAAGACGGAGACGGAGUACAUGUCGCUGCUCCACGCUAAGAUAGCCGAGGCUCACGAGCGCCAGCUGCUGCCCCUGAAGGAGGACCUCGCCGACUGGCUGUCCAAGCUGCUGGGCGUGGACGACCUCACCGCGGAGACCCUGAUCGCCAAGCUGGACAACGGCGUGUACGUGUGUCGCUUGGCGGAGGUGAUCUCGCGGCGGGCACAGGAGGCGAGAGACAAGGGCACCUCCUCCCUGGAGGUCCCACGGCUGCCCUACAAGACCUGGGAGAGGGCCCGCAGCGGCACUUUCUUCGCGCGGGACAACAUCUCCAAUUUCCUGCGCUUCUGUCGCCGCCUUGGAGUUCACGACAACCUCCUCUUUGAAACCGAAGAUCUGGUAUGUCACACCGGGGCGCGCGGCGUGGUGCUGUGCCUGCUGGAGGUGGGCCGCCUGGCGCAGGGCUGGUGGGGACUGGAGCCGCCUGGGAUCAUCAAGCUGGAGCGGGAGAUGGACGGCGAGGAGUGGUCUGGCAGGUCUGACAGCGGGUACUCCAACACCUCCUCCCCCCGUGGCUCCACCCUGACGCUGCACCCCGCCGCGCCCAGCCCGCCCGCCGCUGACCACACCAAGCUGCCCAGGCCGCUGUCCGCCCCGGGUCACCUGCCCCUCGUGCCCCGCCUCGUGCUGCCCAACACCUCCACACACACGCAGACCGAGACCCCGCCCUCCGCUGCCCCCUCACACACGCCCAGGUCAAGCAUCCCGCGCCCGGCCAAGCCCACGCCACCGCCCAAGCCCGCCUCCAUCAGGAGAGCCGUGUCUAACUUGGCGCGGCGCCCCACCAGCAUCCCCUGCAAGUCAAGGUCAGACAGAGGGUGGUCGGGCGCCAAGACAACCCCCACCACCCCCGUCACCACCCCAACCCACUCCGCCAAGCCCCGCCUCCCCUCGGCACGCACCCCCCGCUCCUCGGGCCGCUCCACCCCCAACACCACACCCACCACGCCCACGCACUGUCGGCGCUACAUCUCCUCCCUGCAGCGGACGCCAGCCUCCGCGCCCCCACGCCCCCUGCCAUUAUCCCGCCCCACCUCCAGGCCCUCCUCCAAGCCUCCCUCACGCUCCCCCUCUAUCUGCAGUCGCCUCCAGGAGUGCUACAACACCGUCCAAUCAGAUAGUGUUACUGAAGCUCAGAGAACUGAUCUCGAUAACAAGGUUCUAGAUAUUGCCAACCAUACUCGAGAUUACUGUGGCUGCAAGGAUGAUGACUGCCGGAAGUCUCACGUCAAGAGGGUAGCGGAUGGCAAGUAUGAGAUCUGUGGAAAAAACGUCUAUGUACGGAGUAAUUCAUCCUCACUCAAGACCUUUGCCCAAGGGAGCAAACCAUCCAGCAGACCUCUCUCUCCCUGCGGCCAGCAUAUACACUGCCACACAGUGGAGCAGUUCUUAGCAAGAAUCUCACUCUCUAAGGCACCAGCCAGGAUCUUCCAUUGUCCUCGUGUUUGUGACUCGUACUGGACAAAGCGCUGCCUGUCCCCUUCUGUUUUUCGUAAAAAUACGCCCAGAAAGUCUGCUGUGAGGCUUCACAUCCCCAAGUCCACCUCCAGGAAGGGCAACGUCCCAGAUCAAUUAGAUAACGGCAGAAUCCCAGUAACACCUGCAAUGGUCACCACUUCUCUAGAGCCAUAUCUGCUGAAGGGGAAGCAUGUCAUGGUAAGGGUCGGGGGCGGCUGGGACACACUGGAGCAUUACCUUCUUCGCCAUGACCCCAAACAGGUGACUGUAUUUAACCUCAAGUCUGCAGAACCAUUCCUACACAUUCGUGCCAAAUACUGUUCUCCAACAAACUCUGGAGCAUCUUCCAUCCGAGGCUCCCCAACACAUUCCCGAGCCACGCCCAGCAGGGUGACUGCAUCUGGAGACCCUUCCUCUGGGAACACCUCAUCAGAAGGCACACCACCUCCCCCAUCAGAGCCUGAAGUGCCAACCUCUCCACCUGCUGUGUCUUCCAUGCCUGCUGCAGAGAGUAGUGCUUCUGUUACAGACGUUGCUAAUGCAGGCAAAGAGUGUUUUAUCCCCUCUGAUGAAAGUUCCAUAAUGAGUGUUGAAGAAAGACCUCCAUCUAUUUGUGAAUCAAGAGGAGCAUCUUUCAUUUCUCUCUCAAACAGUGGACCCACAGAUCCUGAGUCUUUUUAUUCACUUGAAGAUCAUUCUAAUGCAGCCGCUGCAAGUGUUUGCUCAGAAUCAAAUUCUUUCAAAGAUUCUAGUCCAACUAUAGUUGCAAGGCCAAUCAUCAAUUCAGCCACAUUUUCUGUAGAAAAUCAUGAUUCAGAUGAUCCUCUGCAUUCAAUAAUUCAAGCAUCACAUUCAAAAUGUCCCUCAACAUCCUCAGCUUUUUCUUUUGUAUCAGACUCCACCAACUCAGAUAUGUCACCCAAAGUGACUCCACCACCAACUCCUUCCACAUUCUCCACACCCGCCUAUGUCACGUCUGCCCCACUGGACGCAUCACUAGCCACAAAUGGCAGCACCACCUCCCUGGGCACACCGCUGCCUCCUGAUGAUGAGAUGUAAAUGCUAAAUGAUCCUGAGGGACAAACAGAGGUUAUAGUCUGCAUUCCUGUGCAAUUUUUGUCAAGUUUAGAAAUUUUGUGACAAAGCACUAUGAAGUUAUUAAUUGAAACAAAACACUAUAUAAAAAGUAUUUUUGACUUAUUUUUUAUUCAAUCAGAUGUUUUUGUGGCCUAAGUCUUCAUGAAUACAGCAGUAAACUUAUAACAUUCAGAUUUAUGUUCAGUGAGUUACCUAUUGAUCAAGUAUGAUGACAUGAUCAUGACUGCAAAGUCCUGAUAAAUUCUGGAGGUCACUUGUUCAUGCAAUGAGAUCAGCAGACUUCAGAAAUAUGUACUACCCUUAUAUUUUAACAUAGCUAAUAAAUAUGCUGGAUCAGCUCAUAUUGUUUCCCAAUGGAAAUAGGAGUAAUAAUAACUAUUGUAUUCUGUUCACCAUUAUUGGCUGGAAUCAAUGGCCUUUGUUCUGUAUAGGUCCAUACAGUUACAAUAUACUUAAAUUUUGUUACAUAUCUUUGAUGAACAUUCUUGUUUCCGGGAGUAAAGUUAAGUGCUUUUUGUUGACCUCCACUAAAUGCAGAAUCCCUUCCCUCAGUGUGCCACAGGCUUCAUGUGGACACAACCCCAAGAGACUCUUCAUCCAUCAUUCAACUCUUCAUUUAUACAUGCGACACAUGGUCACUGUGUUGGACUAUAACUAUGAAACAAUAAUGAGAUUAAGCCUUUUGCCAUCAUUUAUUUAUGUAUAUCCAGUAAAAUUGACUUUUGUAACUACAAAUAUAUUGAUACAGAUUACAUAGUUGUGAAGGCUGUCUGUGGUCACUUGUGGCUCUGUGAUAUACCAGUGAGGAUCCUCAAACUGAUGCUUAGCAAGGCUCGGUUGAAGCCUCAACAUAAAGUCCACUGGGCUGUACCAGUUUGAUCAGUAUUGUAUUGUUUCCACACUACUCAUAUUGCUUAUUGCUCAUUAGACUUAUCUCAAAGAAUAUAGUUCUAGUUUAGAUAUAUAUAUAUAUAUAUAUAUAUAUAUAUAUAUAUAUAUAUAUAUAUAUAUAUAUAUAUAUAUAUAUAUAUAUAUAUAUAUAUAUAUAUAUAUAUGAGGUAAUCACUAAUAACUACAUCAUACUUAAAUGUUGGCAGAGUGCUGCUACUAGGAGCACAAAUGAUGCAUAAUUACAGAUGCACGUGUCCAAUAAUAAUAUCUGUUGGUAUAUUUGUGCAGACCCAUUUUCAUUGUCACUCAUUAAAGGAAACUAGAGAUGCAGAUUUUUACAUAAAUGGUUUAGGAUGUUUUCUAACUUUGAAGAGGAGCUGAGAAGGUGUACUUUUUGCAGGAUAUUUUAUUGAGUGUUUGGGAUAAGAUGAUUUGAAGAGCAGGACUCUUGCGUAGGCUUCUUGCAACCAUUACGUUACCUCUCCUAUCAUGCAUGAACCUCCGUCACCUAGCUCAGUCCUGUAUCACUGCAGCGUCCCGCACUGCAGGUGUGGGGUGCGUCUCUCACCUUAGUAUGUGACUGACUAAUACUAUAUGAUACUUUUAUCUCCUAGAGAUCCUUACCAUUACAUUUCAUAUAUUAGUUGUUACAGUAUUUCAGAUAAAAGUUUAGUAGCCAGUAUAUGCUUCUUGCCAUAGUGCAUAAAGCUCACAGUUUCUGUAUGGAAGAUAUAUCUUGUCAUAUUUACCAAAGAAACAUAAUGAAGUCAUAAAAAUUUCUUAUUGAGGUGCAUCUAUUGUACUAUCUGUUUGAUAUGUGAUAGCCUGUUAAGUGAAUGAGUUUUGCUGCUUUGCUCUGAGUACUAUUCAUAUAUAGGAGGUCUUUUUGAGUGCAGAAUGCAUAAAGUUUCUAGUUUCUGUAUUUUUUCAAAUGUAUUCAAAGCUAUAUCAAAACCUAUAUUUGCAAAAAAAUCUAGUAUAUUUGAAGGCAUUUUUUAUGUCAAUUUAACAUAUGACUGUAGAUUCAAACGAAGUAUAUGAUGAUUGCAGAACUAGUCAUGUACACUGUCAUGAUUUCAAAGGAAAUUUACUCUUUGCAAUUUAAAUUAUAAAUUUCAAAGCAGUCUCGCACACUUAUUAUCAAUUCUAUGAAUUUUAGCAAGGAUAUAACUACUUUAUUUUAAUAUAUAUAUAUAUAUAUAUAUAUAUAUAUAUAUAUAUAUAUAUAUAUAUAUAUAUAUAUAUAUAUAUAUAUAUAUAUAUAUAUAUAUAUAUAUAUAUAUAUAUAUAUAUAUAUAUAUAUAUAUAUAUAUAUUUCAAACCAAGUUGAUUAAAAACAAACUCAACAAGCCUUUGUGUUAAUGUCUAGACAAUCUGCAUCAUACAGACUAGUUUAAUUAUAUAAAAUUAUAUGAUAUACCAAAUGAGCUUAAAAAUCAUAUCCAUCCACACAUAAUAACUCUUGAAGAAUCCUAUAAAUGAAUAGAAAUGCAUAUAUUAAAGACUAAUAUAUAAUAAGAAUGAGACACAGUAUUAUUAUCAAGAGUACACAGGUAUGAAAAAUUGUGAGAACUGGCUUCCAUUUUCUUUGUUUGUCCUUCACGUCACAGACUGCAGUGUGUUUGAGCCUCUGAGUGGGCAAAAAAUGCUUCUUAUUUCCUUCAGUGUUGCCAACAAGCCAAAACAAUUGAACAGAUCAAGAACAUAUGAUAUGAUCACAGUGUUGACUUCACGUGCUAUUGAUGACUUCUUAACAAUGACUGCAUAAAAGAUCAAUGCUCCUGGUGAGCCUUACAGUUUAUGGUUCCCUAUUGUCAUGUGGUUUAACCCUUGUGACCAAUAUAUACUAUUUUCAGUGUAUUCUUCAAAUCUAUUUUUAGAGCAAAACAAACUGAGCAAGAGAGCAUGUUGGCAACUUUGAAUACAUAACAAACUUGUUUUUUACUUUACAUUCCAUACAUGAGGACCUCUGUAUGUUGUCUGGUUCAACAUGGCCUUCAUCCCUGGGGCCUGGCAGCCCCUGCAUCCUACUGGUUUCUGUAAACAGAUGCAUCUUUGUCCAUGGUGCCCCGGGCCCAGUGAAGGCUGACGGCUCCUUGUUGGGUCAACAAUGGAUACUACAUAUUUAUUUGUGUUUAUUGCACUAAACACACUGGUUCUCAAAGUAUAUACGAUAUAAAUGUAGGAGUGUCAUAAAAAAUAUAUAUACUUUCUGGGAUAUGUGGAAUUAAGUAUAACAUAUGAAUUUUAUAUUUAAUCAUAUUUGCUGUGCAAGUGAAUAUAAAUUGAUUAAUGUUUAUUUUUUGUGGUUGUGACUGCGUGAAAUUAAUGAAGAGUGCUUGCCCAUAUAAUUUAGACUAUAUUAAAUGAUACCCACAGCCAGACAGACAAAGGACGAAGACUUCUGAACAUUCCACCGGAGAUCAGUACAAUAAUUGAGUCAAAGUGCCAAUCCCAGGUUGAUGUUGAAGUUGUUGUUCUAUUAUGUGAUGUCAAGUGAUGGGGUCUGUUGUAUAUUGUAUAUCCACCACGAAAUAGAAUGUAAGACUUUGAUUAAGGCCCAGACUUAAUUGUGAUAAAUGUAUGGAUGAAUGUAUGCAGCAAUAUAUAUGGCGAAUUUAUGUGAAACUAAAUUAUGAAAAUAUUACAGGAAUAUGUAUAGGAUGACUUUAGAUGGACUGCUCACAUGCUGUAAGAGAUACAUACACAAUGUAAUAUAAUUUCUAAAACAAAAUGUCAAAAUCUAUCAUGUCCCUCAUGGAUGAGUUCCUUGCCACAUUGUUCUCAGCACGAGGCACAAAAACAGAAAGGGUGCACAUCAUCUUCGUCCACUUUUAAUGCUGCUGCACCAAACGGUGGCCAAGGGGCUGGCAAGCAUGUGAAAUGGGGGACAUAUUAUUUGUUUCAGUAAAUCACAUCUCUCCGUGGUUGUUAUAACAAUAUACAACGCGUCACUGCAGAUGAAUGGACACCUGCACUUCACUGCUACAGCCUCUCUAAAUGUGCUGUAAUAAGCAGGUGCUGCAUCAUUUAGGGACAAGAAUGGAUGUAAUCUUACCUUGGUUAAUCUGAGUGUAAAGAUAAUUUCCUAAAAUCAAUUGCAACUUGAGGGUAACAUUUGGAUUUUUAAUGUGAAUUUAUGUGUUGAGACUUUUCAGUAUUGCCUUGUCACAAAUAAAGCUCGUGCUUUAAAAAUCAGAUUAACAAAGGAACUACAAAAUGUACGCAUGUAGGUCUUUGCUGUAAGAAUCUGGGCUUAGUAAAGUUAUUUUGUACAGUUUAAUUGUGCCAUGAAUUUUUACAUUUACACAUACAAGGAAAUGUUACUCUGUGUUUUAUAACUGUUUACUGCACAAACUUUCCCUUACAUUGAACAUCUUCUGACCCAAGGCAUUCUGAUCACAUCUUCAAUUUCAUGUUAUUUAUUUUAGCCUAAUAAAUUGAAACAUAAAAA
Molecule: messenger RNA, 9518 nt
Organism: Eriocheir sinensis (Chinese mitten crab)
Lineage: Eukaryota; Metazoa; Arthropoda; Malacostraca; Decapoda; Varunidae
Product: GAS2-like protein 3
Exons: 17
Coding region: 1463-5134 (1223 amino acids)
Biological process (GO): actin crosslink formation
Cellular component (GO): actin filament
Molecular function (GO): microtubule binding; actin filament binding; cytoskeletal adaptor activity
Source: RefSeq, a predicted model, not a curated record